AUGCAUUCGUCCUCACCUCCAAUCACGCUGCCGCAGUUUCCCGAUUGGGUCCAGCAACUGGCCCACAUCCUGCCCCUCGCCGUCUUCGUCGAAUUCGUCGACGCUUCACUGAAGUUGCACGGCUUCCAACUGAAUGGACUCACCCCCCUCUGGAACUGGCCCAUCACCCCGAAGGAUGCGCGGCUCCUCCUCUCGACCGAAGACAGCUCCGCUGCCUGCUAUCUCGACCGCGCCAACAGCCCCGGACACGCCGCGCUCCAAUGCAUUGACGGCCGGCACGGCGACUGCUACCAAAGCAACGCGCCGGCGACAGUGCGCCUCUGCGUGUCGAAGCUGCACGUGGCCAAGACCGUGCUCAACCCCAGCCGGGUGUUUGACGGCAGCCCGGCGGCGACAGCGCGGAUGCAGAAGCUGGACUUCGUGCACGUCUACCCGGCGGCAGCGUCGUCGGCCAGCUCGCGUGUGCACAAGGCCCUCUUCGCGCACCAGCAGUCGUCGGUGCGGUACUGCCUGACGUCGAUGCUGGGCUGGCUGUUCUGGAUCGCGCUGACGUGCUUCGCCUUCCUGGCCGAGCAGUACGUCGGCGCCGUCUACCUGAUCCUCAUGCCGCUCAGCGGCGUGCUGGCUGUGCUCACCAACAGCGGCGAGCCGCGCGCCAUCUCCCCUUCCGCCUCUCCUUCGUCGUCCUCGGCCUCGUCUUCCGCAGGACCGCUCUCCCGGCUGGUGCUGGCCGCCGACUCGCUCAACGCGACCGAGUGGUGGGGCUUCUACGGCGGCAGCGACGCGCUCAACGGGCUGCUGCGCCGGCCGCUCUACCGCGAAGCCGGGCUGCUGCCGGGCCUCUCGCGGCCGGUGCGGCUGGUGCUGCGCGUCCUCAUCCUCGGCCAGUGGGUGCUGGCGCUCGUGGCGUGCGUCAAGCGGGACUGGAACGCCUUCGUCGUCGCCUUCUGGGUCUUCUGGUGCGCCGUGGCCAGCAGCAGCGACGUCGGCGGCAUCUACACGCCGGCCCACGGCGUCGAGGACUGGCUCAAGUACUCGUGCAACGUCCGCAUGCGCCGCGUCCAGGCCGUCUUCUCCUCGCGCAAGGCCAUGCUGGGCGCCCUCGUCUACUUGAACCCGGACACCGUCGGGAGGCGGCUGCAGUGGGUCAACCACUUCUUCGAGGACGGGCCCGAGCGGAGGGAGUGGGAAUCGGCGCUGCUGGAUUUCAUCGAGACGGGGAGCUGCAACGACGACGACCUCAGAGACCAGCCGUGCUGGGCGUGGAUCGAGGAGGGCGUCGAGAUGGGGAAGAGGAUUGCAGCCGUGAUGAAGCAAUCGGAAAAAGGGGACUGCCUUGCCGCCUGA
Molecule: messenger RNA, 1347 nt
Organism: Diplodia corticola
Lineage: Eukaryota; Fungi; Ascomycota; Dothideomycetes; Botryosphaeriales; Botryosphaeriaceae
Exons: 1
Coding region: 1-1347 (448 amino acids)
Source: RefSeq, a predicted model, not a curated record